Messenger RNA from Olea europaea var. sylvestris, 788 nucleotides. Its product is annotated as probable magnesium transporter NIPA6. The transcript has 6 exons. Gene Ontology annotation, molecular function: magnesium ion transmembrane transporter activity. The record is from RefSeq and is a predicted model, not a curated record. Bases 107 to 709 code for a protein of 200 amino acids. Lineage: Eukaryota; Viridiplantae; Streptophyta; Magnoliopsida; Lamiales; Oleaceae. Gene Ontology annotation, biological process: magnesium ion transport. Gene Ontology annotation, cellular component: membrane.
AUCGAAUUUCAAUAUCUAGAUUUUGUUUCUAAUUCUACUCUUUUUCUCAUUAAAUGAAGGUUCAGGAGGAUAUAGAUAUUUGCUAGAGCCUCUUUGGUGGAUUGGCAUGGUAACCAUGAUCAUUGGAGAAUUUGCCAAUUUUGUAGCUUACAUUUAUGCUCCUGCUGUUCUUGUUACACCUCUUGGAGCAUUAAGUAUAAUUGUUAGUGCUGUUUUAGCUCAUUUUUUAUUGAAAGAGAAAUUGCGGAAGGUAGGAAUAUUGGGAUGCAUUUUAUGUAUAGUGGGUUCUACCAUAAUUGUACUUCACGCACCUGGUGAACAUAGUCUUAGUUCUGUGGAAGAAAUCUGGGUAUUAGCAAUACAGCCAGCUUUUCUUUUGUAUACAGCCUCAGCAGUGGCAGUGACAUUGGUACUAGUUUUGUAUUGUGAACCACGCUAUGGGCAGACAAAUAUAAUGGUUUAUAUUGGCGUUUGUUCUAUUAUUGGAUCCUUAACGGUUAUGAGCAUUAAAGCGGUAGGUAUUGCUAUAAGACUUACAAUCGAGGGCUCAAGCCAGGUGGCCUCCUUCCAAACGUGGGUGUUUGUCAUGGUUGCAGCUAGUUGUAUAACCACUCAGUUAAACUACUUAAACAAGCUUAUAUUCAGGUACACAAUCAUAUACGAAGGGAAAGAGGCGGCUUCUUUUACAGCAGAAGUAAAUAAGCAAUAGUCUAUAAAUAUUAAUAGUCUUCCAACUCUAGUCUUAUAUAAUUCUUACCAUAAAAUUGUAAAGCAAAUGCACUUAACAA